Molecule: messenger RNA, 1081 nt
Organism: Populus euphratica (Euphrates poplar)
Lineage: Eukaryota; Viridiplantae; Streptophyta; Magnoliopsida; Malpighiales; Salicaceae
Product: Nuclear transport factor 2 (NTF2) family protein
Exons: 4
Coding region: 86-622 (178 amino acids)
Source: RefSeq, a predicted model, not a curated record
GUCUUGAUGUCUGCAGCAUAAUAUUUAGAACAUAUAUUAGUCUUAAAAUUUGGACGCAAACAAAACCAAAUAAUCAUCACUAACCAUGCUGAUGAGCUCCACCGCAUCAUCUUUCUUUUCUUCCAAACCUCUUCCCCUACACAGGAUUCCCAUUCUAUCUCGUCCCCAGCUAAUCUCCACUCAACAUGCUAACAUUUUCACCUCUAGCAGCAAGGCAUGGGCUACAAAGACCACGAUCAAAGCCUCCUCAUCAGAAAACCAAACGGUCACCGUUGCACCAUCCGUGGAAUCUGCAUCAGAUGUCGUGAGGAGCUUCUAUGAAGGAAUCAACGGCCACGAUUUGGAUUCCGUGGAGGAGCUUAUUGCCGAGAAUUGUGUGUACGAGGACCUUAUCUUUCCUCGUCCAUUCGUUGGUCGUAAGGCAAUACUGGAGUUCUUCAACAAGUUCAUUGAUACUGUAAGCAAAGACCUCCAGUUUGUUAUUGAUGAUAUCUCUAACGAGGAUUCCUUUGCGGUCGGAGUUACAUGGCAUUUGGAAUGGAAGGGCAAGUCUUUCCCAUUUAGCAAAGGAUGCAGCUUUUAUCGGCUAGAUGCUGUGAAUGGCAAGAGGCAAAUAAUGUAAGUGAUCUUGUAGAAAUGGAACUUGUUUUAUACAGAUACAUCCCCCAUAUGUCAGCAACGUUUUUAUGCACAGAAGGCUGUCUCCAGAAUCUAUCCCAGGUCUCAAACCAGCUCAGCAAUUGAGCUUAGAGUCUGUGUGACUUUCUCUUGUCACUGAAACUGGCUCAAUUCAUUGACUUUCUUUGAGCAGUAUCAACAUGCUCUACAGUUUUCAGCGAUAGAUGGAAUUCUGAUGCAUUCCUGCUUUUAAAUUUAAGGAGUUGUUUGAUCCUGCAACGUGUUCCUCUGGACCAUUGUUGAUAUAAAACACUAGCACACUUUCUACUUUUCGAGGCUAUUUAACAACAGCAAUCUUCAAUCUUAAGAAGUAUUUGGAUCAUAAGCCACAGAACUUUUACAUUUUGAAAGCAAUAUUUAUUUGGGAAGGCAUGUUUUCGUUGAGGAAACUUACCAUUUUCUG